AUGAUUCCUGGCGAAUUUAUGGGAAGAAAUCUGAGGAAGCGCUGUGCCUACCACAAUAAAGAUAGGCAUCUAACUCAAGGGUGUAGAACCCUAAAGGCACAUCUGGAAGACCUGGUAAGACAGGGUCAUUUAAGGGACCUGGUAGAUGAGGCCAAGACAAGAGAAGAGCAAGCGAGACUACCUCAGGCACCGGCAGCACCACCUCUACUAGCACCACAACCACAAGUAGGUGGACCUCGAGUGAUCAAUGUGAUUCACUCGAAAGUCAAUGAGAAUGAGAUACGUGGGGAAACUCAGAAGGUGAAACACCUGCAACAUGUGUAUCAUGUCCGGCAGAAAAGACCUAGGGCAGACGAGCCCCAAGGACCAAUGAUGUCCUUUACUGAACAAGAUCUAGACAUGGUGCAACAUCUACACAACGAUGCCCUGGUAAUAUCCCUUAAGAUUGGAGGUAAAGCGCAUCUUAAUUGA
Messenger RNA from Camellia sinensis, 471 nucleotides. The record is from RefSeq and is a predicted model, not a curated record. NCBI's taxonomy places the organism in Eukaryota, Viridiplantae, Streptophyta, Magnoliopsida, Ericales, Theaceae.